This is a messenger RNA of Lampris incognitus (smalleye Pacific opah), 1830 nucleotides long. It is a transcript of the gene map1lc3c, whose product is annotated as microtubule-associated protein 1 light chain 3 gamma. Gene Ontology annotation, molecular function: ubiquitin protein ligase binding. The record is from RefSeq and is a predicted model, not a curated record. Gene Ontology annotation, cellular component: cytosol; autophagosome membrane; autophagosome. The transcript is spliced from 4 exons. Bases 89 to 475 code for a protein of 128 amino acids. Lineage: Eukaryota; Metazoa; Chordata; Actinopteri; Lampriformes; Lampridae. Gene Ontology annotation, biological process: macroautophagy; autophagy of mitochondrion; autophagosome assembly.
UAUCCUCCAGGGCGCACCGCUGGAUUUGGAGGAGUAGAACUAGUCACAGUAGUUUAGUCUGUUUUGUUUGUCCUCCUCCUCCUCCAGCAUGCCUCCGUUUGACAAGCCUCAACUCCAAAAACCCUUCAAGCAAAGGAAAAGUUUUGCAACCAGAAAACAAGAGGUCGCGGGAAUUCGGGCGAAAUUUCCCAACAAAGUCCCGGUCAUAAUUGAACGCUAUCAACGUGAAAAGUACCUACCGCCUCUGGAUAAGACCAAGUUUUUAGUCCCACAAGAGCUGACCAUGACUCAAUUCGUCACCAUUAUAAGAAAUCGCAUGUCUCUAUUGCCAACCCAAGCUUUCUACCUGCUCGUUAACAACAGCGGCCUGGCCAGCAUGUCCCUCACCAUGGCUCAAGUCUACAAGGACCACAAAGACGAAGAUGGCUUUCUCUAUAUGACCUACGCAUCCCAAGAAAUGUUCGGUUGUGGUUGAAUACUUGACUUUUUUUUUUCUUAUGGCAUAGUGAAACUUUCUUUUAAUUUAUACAAGAUAUCUGUAAAUAAAUUUUUUAGUAUUUGAUUGCAAGUGCCAAUGACUGAGUGGGGUUUUUAAAGGAAAUGCCUUGAAUAAAUCUUGUUUUGACGCUCAAAAUGUUUGAAUUGAAGUCAAAGUGGACCUGGUUUUGCGUUGUUCCUUCUAAAUUGGUGACGGGCAGCUGUUGCUGUGACCGCUUUGCAUUGUGGGGAAAGUAACAGGCAGCCAUCUUGAAGCAGUAGAGGCGUCACAUUCGUUUGACAGGCUGGACUGACGACAUAAUGUGCUGGUGGAGGAACUUUAAACGCACUGGAUUUAUUUAAAAAAUGCUUUCCAAAUUACUUGAAAAUUGACACGUUGAACUUUUAAGGGGCUGCAAUUUAUACACUUUGAAGCUCGAUUCUUGCCAGGUUAGUCACAAGGUAGAAGAAAAAAACCCCACUUUAGGUCGAUGUGAGCACUGAAAUGUUAGAAUAACAGAAUAUGGUAUUUUCUGAACAAAACCGAUCAAAGUGAGUGUCCCUGAAAACUGGACCACAAAAAAGGCGAAUCAAUUUAAGGUUUACCUACGUUUGUAAAACGUUGGUCCAAAGAAAAUUGUUGCAUUGUGGAUAUUUCUCUAAUGCCGUUUCCAGCAUUAUCAGAAAAACUGAGGUCAAAGGUCAGCAAUGUGUUUAUCUGGUGAAUGGCUGAAUUUAUUAACAGAUUUCUACAGUUGCACACCACCGAGGCAGCAUGUGUAAAGAAACUGAUUUAUAGGUUUGAUUUCCGUCACAACUACAACACACAAACCAGCUUCAGUAGCUCUUAACCCGGGUCAUCCACUGCCCCGUCACUUCACCUUGUCUAUCCUGUGGUGCUGUAUGAAUGUGUUGUGACCGAAAGUCAUGAUCGUUAUGCAUUAUAUGUUGUGUUUAUCCGGUGGGUUUAUUCUCUGUUUUUUGGGGGGGGGGGUUGUUGCUUUUUUUAUGGGCAGGAUGGCCCAGUGGUUCGCACUGUUGCCUCACAGCAAGAAGGUCCUGGGUUCGAACCUCAGGCCAUCCCAGGUCCUUUCUAUGUGGAGUUUACAUGUUCUCCCCAUGUCUGCGUGGGUUUCCUCCGGGUGCUCCGGUUUCCUCCCACCAUCAAAAAUGCAUGCAUGUUAGGGUUCAUACUCCUGUCUGUGCCCCUGAGCAAGACAAUGGAAAGAAGAACUGGAGUUGGUCCCGGCUGCUGAAGCUGCAGCUGGCCACUGCUCCUAUACAAUAGGAUGGGUUAAAUGCAGAGAACAAAUUCCAUUGUAAGAAUACAAUGUCAAAUAAAGUGGCUUUCAU